Molecule: messenger RNA, 669 nt
Organism: Mesorhabditis belari
Lineage: Eukaryota; Metazoa; Nematoda; Chromadorea; Rhabditida; Rhabditidae
Source: the annotation of a GenBank genome assembly
AUGAACGGAGAGGUUAAAUGUCCAAAGCCAUACAAAUGUGUUCAUUCAAAGUGUGGAAUCGCUUUUUGUUGUGCACAUUUGGUCCCCAUAUCUCGAUUUUUAUUCGUUUCACGAAGAGGUGAAGUGGACAACUCGCGAAUUCUACUAGCCCUGCAAGAAGAACAUGACUACGAGGGACAAAUGGAAAUUGUCUCGGGAAAGGUUUUCCUAAACGAUCCAUCGAAACAUUUGAUUGUUGGCAAUGUGGCACUAAGAGGUGAAUCGUCACAAGUUUCAUUGACUGUUGAGGAGAAACGACCACCAUUGUUGACGAGUAUCGUUGGAAGAGUGAAACUUCGGGAUCUUUUCGACGAUUUGGUCUUUCCAUCCAAAUUCUACGGUACAGAGAACGCUUUCUCAUUCAUGGAGAAUGGCUUGUCGGGAGAAGUCUUGGAAAAGGUGGAUCGAGCUUGGAGUAAAAUUCACGAGAAUCCAAUGUACAGUCACGCGUGGGAGGUGCUGGCCGAGGAUUGCUCGGUGGACCCGAUUUUGAGAGAAUGGAUCUGUGACGGUCAUGGCUGCAUGAUUGAACGAGUUCGUUACGAGAGCCUCUACGGCGCGUUCUACUACAAUGUUCAUCAGGCUUACAAGAUCCAAUUCAAAAAAAGAAAUUGCUCCGAAGUUGAUGAU